Aplysia californica (California sea hare) is the source of this 3494-nucleotide messenger RNA. RefSeq names its product serine/threonine-protein kinase PINK1, mitochondrial. Gene Ontology annotation, cellular component: mitochondrion. Gene Ontology annotation, molecular function: ATP binding; protein serine/threonine kinase activity. Bases 158 to 2011 code for a protein of 617 amino acids. The record is from RefSeq and is a predicted model, not a curated record. Gene Ontology annotation, biological process: protein phosphorylation; positive regulation of mitochondrial fission; autophagy of mitochondrion. The transcript has 9 exons. NCBI's taxonomy places the organism in Eukaryota, Metazoa, Mollusca, Gastropoda, Aplysiida, Aplysiidae.
ACAAGGGUCAGAGGUGUGUGUUGUGUGUACUGUGUACUACGCACUACGCAGUAGCACAAGUUACUGUCAUGGUGGAAGGUUGACGUCUUUGAAUGUCUUUAAUCACACAAGUCUUAACCUAAGAAACGAAUUAGGCUAGAGAAGAUCAAGCUUCACAAUGGCGGUGGCCAUGUGGGCCAAGUCCGCUGUUGGGACGAACUUGGCGUUUGUGAAGGGUUUCGGAAAAGCCCUGAAGAGUUGGAGAGAUGUGAUUCAGCAGACCGUUUUGAAAAGAGCACCUCUUCGACAGCCAAAAGUUCCGCAAGUCACUCAGCCAUCUGCUAAGGAAAAAUGCUUAUUUCAAAUACGACCAAGCGAUCAGCUCAGAGCUACUGAGAGCUUACAGUCUCGUGUUUUUAGUUCACUCUUUUCGCGGACAACAUCGAAAUCGCUGGCCAGUGAACUUCGGCGGAGAGCUGCGUGUAGGUUGUCCUCCUCUCGGGUAGAGAAUUUUCGAAAUGUCCCAAUAUUCUCGCUGAUUGGAGUGACCCUGGGUAUUGAUGCAGCCUCCCUCCUCAGUAGCAACACCGAAAAAGUGAUGGAGGAUAUGCAGGGCCUGUUCUCUGGCUAUGGCUGGCAGGCAGAAGCGUUAAGUCGUCCGCCGCAGAGUUUGCAAGACCUUGACAUCAGCCUGGAGUCGUUGGCCUCGGGCUGUGAGGGGGCUGUUUACAAGGCCAAGGUCAAGCCUCUAGUCGUCAGCGGUGCAGACAACGCCCCUCACAACGAGACAGGGAGGACAGAUGAAGAUUUUGACCUGGCUGUCAAAGCUGUGUUCAACUACGGAGCAGCUUCAAAUGCCGAAAGUCUCUUGAGAGAAAUGAGGAGAGAGUACGUGCCUCUUCAUAUGAAGGAAAAGCCGGAGGACGACAUUCUAGCGGAUCGUGUCGGUCGUCUGCCUCCUCACCCAAACAUCGUGGACAUGCCAGGAGUUUUCCAGGACGACGUUCUUGUCACGGAGGAAGGGUUGAGGAAGUUCCCGGCUGCGAUGCCACGGCGACUGGACCCGGAGAAUUGCUGGGGGCGGAACAAGACGCUCUAUGUGGUGAUGAGGAGACGGAGCAGCCACCUCCGAGAGUACCUGUCCACCAACGAGGUUACCAUGGAGACCCGAUGUCUGCUGCUGGCACAGCUGCUGGAGGGUGUGGCGCAUCUGGAGCAGCAUGGGAUAGCUCACAGAGACCUCAAGGCUGACAACCUGCUGGUGGAUGUACCUCGUGGUGGAGGCGUCCCAAAGCUGGAGAUCUGCGACUUCGGCUGCUGCCUGGCAGAGGAGGACAAAGCUCUCCGCGUGGACUUUCCCUGCGUGGACGUCUACAAAGGUGGAAACUCCUGGCUCAUGGCUCCGGAGAUCGCCACUGCAGUGCCGGGUCGCGGCCGCGUGUUGGACUACAGCAGGUCGGAUCUGUGGGCGUGUGGGACGAUCGCGUACGAGAUUCUCGGGGGAGAGAACCCAUUCUACCCCAGCCAGGACGGCGUGCGUCGACAGUUGAGUACCCGGGAUUACACGGAGGAGGAUUUGCCGGCACUGCCAGCGUGUGUGCCGGAGGCGGUGCAGAGUCUGGUGUUUGCCCUGCUGGCCCGCGACCCACGGGAGCGCCCCAGUCCCAGUGUCGCUGCCGCUGUUGUACAGAUGGUCGUCCUGGCGUCGAGUCCCGCCAACGUGUCUGUCCCCAAAGCUUGCCGACCUCGUAGACAACCGCCAACCACCCAUCCCCGCGGACACUGUGCCGGGCGCGAGCGGGGACGUGGGUACGGGAGGGGCGGUCCUGGCGAGGUCCCGCGUGCGGUGUUGGCGGCACGGCAGGAGAGGGACCGGCUCCAGUGGGUUCUGGUUCAAAGCCUGGCCCUGCUGUGUCAGCUGACGUUUGGCCGAGACCGAGCCGAGGUGUGGGACGUGCCGGCCGUCAUGAGGUUCCUCUUCCUGUCCCGCCUGACGCACGCAGACUUCAGACAGGCCCUGGCCUUCUUCUGAAUCGGAGCGCUUUGCUGCCGUGUUGGAUGGCAGUGGCAGACGGCGAGGACUUGCCAGGACCGCCAUAGAUCCGACCGGAUCUAGACCUCGGUGCUUUUUUGUCCCAUUCUCCACUACUUUUAAACAGUGAAAACAGUUCAUAACGAAGAGUGAGCUUAAGAAGAAGUCAGUUUUCAAUGUGUAAAAAAAAAAAUGGAGAUACGCCGACAAGAAAGCACUGAGGUCAAGGGAUGUGUAGAUUAUGAAGCGCAUGGAGCUUGCUGUUGAGCAGGGAUUUGCGCUAUAUAAAUGCUAUCUAUUAUUAUUAUUAUUAUUACUAUGUAGGCCUAAAGCAACUCUCAGAAUGUAAUCUAUCAAAGUUCUGGAUGAGUAGAUGGUAGCCACACGUUGCUUUUACUUGAUUGCUGUGUUGUUUCUCCCAAACUUCUAAAUAGCCCCAGUGCUAGAGAACCUGAUUGUUGCACCAAGUGAUUUAUGCAUCUUUACGUUUUAAGAUAAGAUAAGAUAAUACUUUAUCCCAGAAGGAAAUUUUUCUUGGCUGUACAGGACCGUAAAAACACAUGCAGAUAUACAUAAAAAAUGUAGAUGAUAUAUAAUUGCUCUCGUUAAAAUUCUCUAUGAAAAUGAAAAGAGAAGUAAAGCUGACAAAAUGUUAUUACAUGAUGUCGCAUCAGAUGCAUCAUUCAACCACAUGCUGGAAUUUAAUGACAAGACCUUUGGAGUUAUAUAGAUACAUACUCUAAAGAGCAAUACACAUUCUUAUUCUGACAAUAGCCUUAUGCCAGAUGGUAAAAAGCUUCUUUCAUAUCUUUCUUUGUUUUUGGAGGUACAUAUAUGCCGCUGCGUGAUCUUACAAUUUGCGUGGAAAGGGGUUUUGAUGGGUCGUUUAUAAUGCUUGUAGAACUUGACUCCAACAUGCUUUGCAUUUAGCACGUUAGAAAGUUGUGACACACUUUCAGAAGGUCUGGAACCUGUUGCUCCUGAAUCAAUACUGGUGUACAACUGUACGUUUUUAUUUAGUUGUUUUCCGUUACUGUUGUUCAAAGUAAUCUAGAUACUAAGAGGACAUGAUGGGUGGUUGCUUUAAUAAGGUUUAACGGCGCUCGCAACCGCAUAAGGUCAUAUGAGUGCCAAGAACAUGUCCCAAAAAAAUUUAAACAUAAAAUUGAUAAAAUAUUUAUAUUUAUAUCCUGUCUAAAGAGAAAAGCGUUUGGAAAAGGUUGCUUGGGUGGAAUAAAUACCCAAUCGUGUAUCUUUGAUUUAUAUGUUAUACUUUUAAUUUUUGCUGAUCUGAGAUAGAAGCCUCUUUUGUGCAGACAUGUCACAUUAUUUGUUUUCUUUGUUUCUUUUAUGGCAAGAAAUGUGCUCCAGAAAGCUGCUCUUGAUGAUGAAUAAAUUAUUCUGUGGAUACAAACAUACCAGCAUGGCAACUUUUCUGUGACAUCAUGCUUCCUCUACGGAGUUUUUUAAAAAGUUUUUUCAA